AUGGACACUCUGCUAAUAAGAUUUCACCGCCAGUACAUGCAACAGAUUUCGAACUUGACAUAUCCGCCGUCGAAGCUGCUGCUAGAGGCUGACAUACAACAUCAGCUAUACAAGCACUUCUUUGAUGGCCCUCUAAAAGGCCCACCUGCAUAUCAGCGAAAAGUCCUCAAACAAAUCAUUUCGCUCAUUGAGCGCGCCAUUCUCGACCCCGAAGAAGAUGCCGUCUCCGACCAACUAAUGGAGCAUAUGGGCUACUUAUCUAGCCUUCCGCAAGGCGACCCAUCAGACCAAGCAUAUCAAACUCAAAUCAUCACCUAUACACUUCCAGAACCACUUGAUGCAUCUCCACCACCUCCUCGCAUCCUCAUCGAGGAAGCACCAAAUCUCCUUGCGGCAGGCUCAAAUGUCGGAUUUAGAACGUGGGAGGCCAGCUUACAUCUCGCGCAGUACCUUCACUCGAACCCGGACCUGGUGCAUGGCAAGAAGAUCAUCGAGCUUGGCGCUGGGACGGGCUUGGUGAGCAUCAUCUGUGCUGGACCGUUGCGUGCAGACUUCGUGCUAGGAACGGACGGUCUGCCUCAUGUAGUCGAGAGCCUGGAGAAGAAUACCUAUCGCAACCGGCAUCUGCUAGUGAAUGCUAAUAGUGAGCGUUCCAAUCUUGUGUCCAAAGUCCUUGACUGGGGCGACGUCGACGACCUCGAAGACAACCUGGCGACCGAUGAUGGACUUCCGGACUACAACCUGAUCCUAGGAGCGGACAUAACAUAUAGUCCUGACGUGGUCCCUGUGCUCGCUCAAUUACUCAAGAUUUUGAUUUUCGAUAUGUUCGCCGACACAGGGCUGGAGGCUUUGAUCUCGGCAACUGUAAGGAACGGAAGGACAUUGAGCAUUUUUCGAAAAGCGUGCGAAGAGCGAGGCUUAUCAAUUGAGAAUGUAGAUUUGCGCUGCUCGAGUGUGAUGGAGCAGAAAGGCUUCUUCCACGAGCAAGCGUUUCCUAUUGUGUUGAUGCGAAUUCGAAGACUUUGA
Molecule: messenger RNA, 1026 nt
Organism: Lithohypha guttulata
Lineage: Eukaryota; Fungi; Ascomycota; Eurotiomycetes; Chaetothyriales; Trichomeriaceae
Exons: 2
Coding region: 1-1026 (341 amino acids)
Source: RefSeq, a predicted model, not a curated record